CCAGAAACCUGCAUAAUAAAACACGAGGAACCAGAAACCUGCGUUAUAAAACACGAGGAACCAGAAACCGGGAGAACAAAACACGAGAAACAAGACGGCCGUCUUUUUAUGCUGGCCUCAGGCAGUCGGUUGAAAUCACAGGCCCCCUCCCCUCUCUCCAUGCCGCUUUACUUAAGAUAUGCUCCUUGUCUAUUUUUGAAGGCUUGAUGAAAGUGAAAGAAGAAAGACAAGAUCUGAAUGAAGUGGAGGAGAAGCAUCAGGAUCAGAGAGAUGCUGAAGAACAAUCAGUGAAUUACUCCGAAACUGAAAGGAGUUGCUCACAAAGCAGCAUUCAGAUAACUGAUGUUAAAAGGCCUUUCACCUGCUCCCAGUGUGGAAACACUUUUAAACAUAAAAGAAGCCUCGUAUACCACACAUUAGUUCAUGCUGGAAUAAAGCCUUUCAGCUGUUCUCAGUGUGGAAAGAGUUUUACACAGAAAAAACAGCUUAAUGAUCAUGUGCUUGUUCAUUCUCCAGAAAAACCUUUCAGCUGCUCUCAGUGUGGAAACACUUUCACACGUAAAGCAAACCUUAAAAGUCACAUGAUAAUUCAUAGUGGGGAAAAGCCUUUCAGCUGCUCUCAGUGUGGAAACACUUUUACAUGUAAAGGAAGCCUGAAGAAUCACAUGUUAAUUCAUGCUGGAAUAAAGCCUUUCGUCUGCGCUCAGUGUGGAAAGAGUUUUGUGCAGAAAGGACACCUUAAGAUUCAUUUGGUAACUCACUCUUCAAAAAAGCCUUUCACCUGCUCUGAGUGUGGAAGGAGUUUUACACAGAGAAAUCAACUUAAUGAUCAUGUUUAUAGUCACUCUACCACAAAGCCAUUCAGCUGCUCUCAGUGUGGAAAGUGUUUCUCAUUGGAAAAAAAACUCAAUGAGCAUGUGCGUAUUCACGCUUCACAAAAGCCUUUCAUCUGCCUUCAGUGUGGAAACUCUUUUACACGUAAAGCAAGCCUUAACAAUCACCUGAUAAUUCAUACUGGGAAAAAGCCUUUCAGCUGCUCUGAGUGUGGAAACACUUUCAAACGUAAAGGGUGCCUUAAGAAUCACAUGUUAAUUCAUGCUGGAAUAAAGCGUUUUACCUGCGCUCAGUGUGGAAAGACUUUUACACAGAAAGGACACCUUAAUGUUCAUUUGAUAACUCACUCUACAGAAAAGCCUUUCACCUGCUCUCAGUGUGGAAACACUUUCAAGCGUAAAGAAUGCCUUAGAAGUCACGUUAAUUCACACUGGGAAAAAGCUUUUUACUUGCUCUGUGUGAAAAGUGUUUCAACUUUAAACAAGGAUUUAAUAGUUGCAUGAGAAUUCAUACUUAAGCGAAGUCGUCGGUGUGUGAAGAGUUUUAAAUGGAAAGCUGGUCUCACUUUGCCAUGAGAAAAUUGAACUGAUCUGGAUGGAGAUUUCCAAGGGUUGACUCUUAAAAUAGCACAAGAAACUAAUGCUUGAAAGAGUUAAAGUGUGCUGUGAGUGUGGGAAGAGCUUUAACACAGACAAGUAUUGGAUACAGAAAAUAAAGUUUGACUGAAAUAAAGUCGAACCAGUAUUUACAUCCAUAUUUAAAGGUGCAUUUUCUCUCAGAAUCGUUACAUUAAAAGAGGUAAAUAGACAUUAUGCUGAUUAAGACUUAUUCUUAGAACUUAGCUGCAAGGUGGAGGAAGUGAAAAAACAUUGAUCUAUGUCUUUCGUUAUUAACUAUUAUUAUUAUUUAGUUAUUCCAUCAUAAUUGUGUUUUUCAUGAGAUUUUUUUUUCCACUUUUAGGCGUUCUUUUUUUUUUUUUUUUUUUUUUUUUU
Molecule: messenger RNA, 1826 nt
Organism: Carassius auratus (goldfish)
Lineage: Eukaryota; Metazoa; Chordata; Actinopteri; Cypriniformes; Cyprinidae
Product: gastrula zinc finger protein XlCGF8.2DB-like
Exons: 3
Coding region: 207-1337 (376 amino acids)
Biological process (GO): regulation of transcription by RNA polymerase II
Cellular component (GO): nucleus
Molecular function (GO): DNA-binding transcription factor activity, RNA polymerase II-specific
Source: RefSeq, a predicted model, not a curated record